Molecule: messenger RNA, 699 nt
Organism: Pichia membranifaciens NRRL Y-2026
Lineage: Eukaryota; Fungi; Ascomycota; Pichiomycetes; Pichiales; Pichiaceae
Exons: 1
Coding region: 1-699 (232 amino acids)
Source: RefSeq, a predicted model, not a curated record
AUGGUUGGAAGGUACCUCAAGAAUACAACGCACAGCGGCCUACUAUGGCUAUACACGUCGUCGUUCGUGGUCAUCAUGAUAAUCAUUCUCUCAAUGAGCUCGGUGUUGCCCAUCGACGUGAUCGUACAGAGCAAGACGAACAACUCACACCUUGCGACCAACACUGUUAUCAUUCUUGUCAUUUGUGUUGUGUUUCUCUUCAUCUCAGCAAUUCUCCACAUGUUCCGGUUGUUCUACGACAAUAUGCUACUGCAGGAGAUACCGAAACCGUAUGUGCCGAUCACGCCCAACGACGUUGGGAAGAGUACCAGCCGGACCAUUGAAAGGGAAAUCGUACGAUGCAAGGAGAUACUUGAACGGGCAAAGCCUAGGGGAGACAUAAGUCACCCCGGACUGUUCCACCAGUCUGAGUACAACCACGAUGUCGAGUUGCCGGACAAUUUGAUCUACGAGAACGUGGUCAAUGUGAUUGGACAGGAGCUCAAGUACAAUGGCACGCUGACAGUGGGCGAUGACAAAGUUCUUCGUCUGGACAACCACUACACCUUGCGUGAGCUGCUGCACGUGUACGAGGACGACGAAAUGGUGGGCAAGUUUCUCAACCUCUACGAGAAGUUAAGGUUCAGCGGCGAGCCCAUUACAUGCGAUGAGUUCAAGGACUUCCUACAAAAGUGGAGUUAUGUGAAAUCAAAAUUAUGA